GCCUUCGCUGCACGCUGGUGGAGCUGCUGCACUUCUCCGUCUCAUGCACGGCGCGCACUGCUUGCCACAGCACUACGACGACACCUGCAGCAGCCCGUCUUAAAGACCUGCCACGGCCCUUUGACCUUCACUCCUCCUCUCAGGAACGCUGCCACUCUCCACCACCGCCUUCGUCUGCUUACCAGCGCCGGCCGCCGAUUUGUCCGACGCGCGAUGCUGGCUGUCCCCGCAUGACCCAACGCUGGCAUGCGCAGCAUGGAGAGAGGAGCGUCGCCGACGCCUUCCAGCUGCCACAGCUCACAGGACCUCGGGCGCUAUCGAAAAUCAUCCUCAACAGCCUCCUAUCGAUUGUUCCCCCAAGUCGAGCCGACUCCGCCCGCCUCUCCCGUCCAUCCCGCUCACCUGCAAAGGGCGGGCUUGCACAAAGCUUUCUCCUACCGACGCCGUCGAUCAUCAUCUCUCGAUAAUGCCUCCAGAGACUCGGCCUGCUCCUCCACCACCACAGGCACCCAGUCUGUGCCCACGCCUCCGCCGACACUCUCGACGAGGGACUGCCGGAAGGUCAGUUUGCCGGAGAUCCGACCUUUGCAAACAGUUGUCGAGCUGGACAGCGCUGCCGCCGAGCCUUCACCCCAACUUUUCGAUAGUGCUGCCGUCCGUGCACACGACCUGAGGGACGACCACGUCCACAUUCGUCCUGCUAGUGCUCAAGGGGGAUCCUUAACUGCGCGCUCUUCUGAACGUGCGCCAAUUAUUGGCAACGCACGUCAUGAAGAUCGAGGAAUAGCUCAUCCUGCUCGCGAAGCAUCCCAUUCUCAAGCUGCUGCGCUGGGAGGCUUUCACUUGCAAACACCAGCCAGCACCAUCAAACCAAAGCGCUCCAAGCCCAAUCUCCGCAUCAAGGUCGUGGGAAAGAAGCCUGACGACGCCUCGCCUUCGCCACCUGUCAGAGCACUUGCGCAAGCACGCGACGAGCCGGAUCAACCCGAGGUGUUACUUGGAACCACAGGCUCAGGUCCUGAUUCAGCGCGACUCGCGAGUCGACCGACGACAUCUGCGUCGCACCAACAGUCAUUGGGAGACUCACGGCCUAGUGUGACGGCGCACGAACUGACGAACGCACCCAAGGCCGCUACCGGCCGCCAUUCACGGAAACUCUGGCCCAGGACCCUCUCCAAAGAAGGGCUUUCGUCGCAUGCUCCGCAACCGCAUCGCGCGGAAUGCGAUUCUUCAGAUCGUCCAGUCCGCCCAAGCACAGCGGGAGCUCCAAGCAGGUCACCUCCUCCGGCUCCAGGGCCUAUGCCCGCGGGUUUGGUGGGGAAAUCAGCUAUGCACCGUCCGUCUGACGCGACGCAGUCUAACAGACAGAGUCGUCUUCCAGCAAGACUCAGAUCGUUCAGGAGCGUGGAGCAACUCACAAGCGGAGAUGGCCCAGCAAUGUCAGCCACCUUUGGAAACACCGCCGUUGCUCCUGGUCACACGACGGCUGCCGCACAACGAGUUGCGAGUCCCACUCUAGAUGUCGGCCGAUUCCCUGAACGGAUAUCUUCAAUGGACUACCGUGGGCAUAAUGGUAACCACACUGUAUCACACCAGCAGGAAGCUCAUGGAGAUGUCCAAAAUGCGUCGCGAUCCUCGUUGAUGAGGCCAGAAGCAAGCACUGCGCUUGCAAUUGCCAGAGCCAAUGUUGCUGCCUUGCGAAAGUCAAUCAUGGAAAGUCCUGGACUCUUCUCAGGAAGCCAAAGCCAACCGGCAGCUUCAGACUCCGGAUCGCUUUCUCGUUCCUUCACGCCCGACGCGCUAUCACGAUUGGCUCCUUCAGACGAUAACGAUCCCGUAACAAUACUGAAAGACAUGACUCAACAAUGCGAUGCGCUGCAUGCACGCUACGCCAGUUUGCGAGCUGAGCGCCAAAAGUUAUCCAGUGGGAUCAUAGAGAAGAUGCAACAAGCCACGAACCAAGAAGCGAUGAGCGCCCUUCUCAAUGAGCAACUGUCGCUCGCUGCCAUCAGUUCGUCAAUGGACAUAUGCUUCGCGAAGCUAAAGUCGCUGGAGUGCCGGAAAGAGGACGCCAUCGCUGCGCUCAUUGCACAAACUACGGAAGCUAGGAAAUCGCCGUCGGACAACAUUGCUGCAAUUAUCGCAUCAAUGUCUCCCGGAUCCCGCAAAUCCUCGCUCACUCGCUCGGCUGAGACUGACAGUCGAUAUGCGUACAGCUCCCGCUCGUCGCCGGAGCCCAGAGACCGUGACUCCCACACAUCUACUCAGUCAACGCUGCCAACUACUGUCUCGGCAAGUAGUGAAACAGCGAGUAUGGAGUACAGGCUAUCGUUCACCCCUUCCUUGCGCUUCGACGCCGCAUUGCAGUUAGAUUUUCUUGCCCCGGAAACCAUCCCAGAAGCUGUGGAAAGCCCAGUGGCGCGCACGGUUGAACAGCAAGCCACCGUGAGGCCUCGCGACCAAGCCAGUGAUGGCAUGAUCCUGUCGCCCACUCGAUUCGUCAGACCGCAAGCCUCUAGCAGCCCACAGGUUGGCGCGCAAGAGGACUCGUCGAAGCUCGAUGUGGACGAAGAGCAGUCUGAGGCGAUCUCACAAGACGACGACGACGAUGACUCCGACGAUAGCUCUUUCAAGCAUUCAGAGCGGGUGCCUGGCUCGAAAGCAGCGAAAUUUCUCGGAUUGCUGAACAAGGAUGGCAAACCCUCUCCAGCAGUGCCGAUGCCUCGUGAGCUUGCGCACUUGGCCAGUGUACCAAAUGCUACUUACGAAACUCACACGCAAACGCCGCUGUCUAGCAAAGCAGCGUCCAUCUCUCUGGCCACCCCUAUGGAAUCGGCCGAUCCGCUGGCUAUGCAGGACUUUUCAGCACAACUGGAGAACUUUCCAAAGCCUUCGGAACUCAGUGCGCGGGUCCGCUCACGGGCACCGAAAGAUUUAUUAAUUCCUAACCCGCUCGCUCUCAAUCCGCCAACACCAAUGGCGGAGACUUUUCCCGACAGCUUUGACAGACACGACGACUUUGUGCGUCCGCCCAGACGGGAUUCAGCAAUGCCCGCUAGUCACAAAAUUGUUAAGAGAACUAUGACGCAAGGCUCUACACGGACAACACACACGAUCCAGGUGUAUCUUGGACAGGAUGACCUUGAGCUCUUUGAUCUGUACCGGAGGGGUUCAGAAGGUCUUAUUACUGAGCCAGUACCGGUCUCAUGACGUGGUACUCAUGUGUGGUGAAGACAGGACUGCUGGAUCGGUCUGUCUUCUGAAAUCAAUGGGAAGCACACAAGCCCUGCGGGUAUCAUGAGAAACGAAGGAAAUGAUCGCAUUGAUGGGAGGAGAUCCCGAUCAUUAAGAGUAAUCUUUACGCUCAAAUCUCGAGCACGGCGAUCUAGAGACAGAGCCUAUCUAGUGGAAUUUGUCGUGUACGCACGACUUAUCGUAUCCCAUCAUCGUGACUUGAGCACGGGAAAUUACCCGCUCACGAGCAAAAUAGAUCAGCAUAGCAUUUCAAUGAACUAAAACGCGCGAUAGAAAGCG
This is a messenger RNA of Cercospora beticola, 3534 nucleotides long. RefSeq lists its product as uncharacterized. Lineage: Eukaryota; Fungi; Ascomycota; Dothideomycetes; Mycosphaerellales; Mycosphaerellaceae. The record is from RefSeq and is a predicted model, not a curated record.